Molecule: messenger RNA, 411 nt
Organism: Dama dama (fallow deer)
Lineage: Eukaryota; Metazoa; Chordata; Mammalia; Artiodactyla; Cervidae
Gene: H3-4
Product: H3.4 histone, cluster member
Exons: 1
Coding region: 1-411 (136 amino acids)
Cellular component (GO): nucleosome
Molecular function (GO): protein heterodimerization activity; DNA binding; structural constituent of chromatin
Source: RefSeq, a predicted model, not a curated record
AUGGCCCGAACGAAGCAAACUGCUCGCAAGUCCACUGGCGGCAAAGCGCCUCGUAAGCAGUUAGCUAUCAAAGUUGCUCGCAAGAGUGCACCAGUUACCGGUGGCAUGAGGAAGCCACAUCGCUAUCGGCCUGGAACCGUAGCACUGCGGGAGAUCCGCCGCUACCAGAAGUCUACCGAACUUCUGAUUCGGAAGCUGCCGUUUCAGCGCCUGGUGCGGGAAAUUGCGCAGGAUUUCAAAACCGAUCUGCGCUUCCAGAGUUCCGCUGUGAUGGCACUGCAGGAGGCUUGUGAGUCGUAUCUCGUCAGUCUCUUCGAAGACACCAAUCUGUGUGCCAUCCAUGCUAAGCGUGUCACCAUCAUGCCUAAGGAUAUCCAGCUGGCACGGCGAAUUCGUGGAGAGCGUGCCUAG